AUGCCUGGCCAUACCAUCGUCCCAAUUCCGUCCUCCGUCUCAUUGUGUAAGCCCCUGUGCGAUGUUGCAGUCGACACGAAUAUGUACUUUGCUUUGUCCGGUCGUCUGCGACGUUUAAGUUUCCAGGAUCAAACUUCCAAGUUACCAUUUAAGGCAGAUGAUAUGUUCCGUCCUUCGUACAAUAAAACUACAACGGGAGCAAGUGAUGUCUUAAGCGCUGCAUCAGUACCUAAGUGGUUUGAGGUUCAAGCUCUGGAAGUGAAAGGUUUUAAAGAACUGAGAUGA
This is a messenger RNA of Opisthorchis viverrini, 285 nucleotides long. RefSeq lists its product as hypothetical. NCBI's taxonomy places the organism in Eukaryota, Metazoa, Platyhelminthes, Trematoda, Opisthorchiida, Opisthorchiidae. The coding region runs from base 1 to 285 and encodes 94 amino acids. The record is from RefSeq and is a predicted model, not a curated record. The transcript has a single exon.